Molecule: messenger RNA, 917 nt
Organism: Talaromyces proteolyticus
Lineage: Eukaryota; Fungi; Ascomycota; Eurotiomycetes; Eurotiales; Trichocomaceae
Product: GMC oxidoreductase-domain-containing protein
Exons: 4
Coding region: 1-756 (251 amino acids)
Molecular function (GO): oxidoreductase activity, acting on CH-OH group of donors; flavin adenine dinucleotide binding
Source: RefSeq, a predicted model, not a curated record
AUGGCACAGCCUGCAACAAGCCUAGCCGACUUCUUACAAGAUUCUUCAACAUUUGACUAUGUCAUCGUUAGUAGUAGAACAGCCGGGCUGGUGCUCGCAGCUCGAUUGACGAAGAUCCAACAGUUCGAUAGACCAUCCGCAGAGGACAUCGGUAACUGGGAACAGCUUGGAAACAAAGGUUGGUCAUGGGCUGAUCUCGCCCCGUACUACUUCAAAAGUGAGAUGCUGGAUGGAGAUGGCAGAAAGCGAGCACCUGGUAAGCGGACUUCUACAGCAAAGAGCCUGUCUUCCAUGGCCAUUCUGCAUUCGACGAGGUUAUCCCGUGUGCUUCGACCAAAAGAUCCAUGGAGCGGCAACCAUCUUGGUUUCUACGGCACACUCUCAACAAUAACUCGUGAUGGUGACAGGGCUAUUAGAAGCUAUGCAGCUACGGGAUACUUGAUGCCCAACAUUCACCGCAAGAACCUCAAGAUUUUGACGGAUGCGACAGUGACCAGGGUAAUAAUGGAUCAAAGCACUGAUACUGCGCGUGGUGUCGAAUUUUGGUUCGAUGGUGUUUCUCAUCAAGUUUUUGCAACGGCAGAGGUGAUACUCUCGGCGAGCUCGGUUCAUAGUCCCCGACUCUUGGAGCUUUCAGAAAUUGGAGAUCCCAAGGUUCUGUGUGCAGGCGGGAUAGAGUGCGUUGUACAACUUCCAGAUGCUGGCAACAAUCUCCAAGAACAUCCUAUAACAGCCGUGACUCAUGAUCGUGACUGAGAGGUUUUGCAAUGGAGUUCUUCACCAAGGAAGGGAAUCAGGAUUGGGUGUUCAGUGACAUUGCGAUGUUUUUCAUUCGGGGCCUUAGAAAGUUCCCAUCCUUGAAUCGAUCUCAUAAGCGUCACCAUCAAACCAACCUCGUGGAUCCAAACAUGUUCUAG